AGUUAUAAUCUCAUUGGUCCCAUCGGCAUUCCCACCUUUUGUUUUUUUGAAUUUUCUUGCCAUUUCUGAGUAUCAUCAGCUUCAGAUUUAAUAGAGAAUCAGAAAUGGCUAACGAAUCCUCUUCAAAUGGCUCGCCUAUGUCGGAUUUCAUUACGGCUUCGCCUCCGCCACCGUCCUUGUCGCAGCAGUCAUCGGACGACGCAGAGUCUCUGCCAUCCUCGGAACCGCCGCCACAGCCUUCACAGUCAUCGCCUUUACCAUCACCGUCAACGUCACCACCACCCCCAGAAAUCUCUUCUCCGCCACCUACCGUACCUCCGCCGAAAAAAUCUCCUCCGCCGGCACCGGAGAAUUCGCCUCCUCCACCAACGCCGGUUCAUUCACCGCCACCACCAACUCCUUCUACUUCUCCACCACCUACCCCUUCUACUUCUCCACCACCUCCCCUUUCUCCGUCGCCACCUCCGCCAGAUCAAUCUUCUCCCCCGCCAAAACGUUCUCCGCCUCCUCCGUCACCAAGACGUUCAGCUCCACCACCUUCUCUCACACCGCCGCCACGUUCACAACCGUCACCAUCACCAUCACCGCCACCUCCACAACCGUCACUAUCACCGCCACCUCCAUCACCGCAAUCUUACGUUCCUCCUCCACAGUUCCUUCGGCCUUCAACUCCAACCGCAAUUCCACCUUCACCCGUUUUCCGUAUUACCACGCCUCCGCCGCCGCUGCAGACAGCUCCAGCGUCAACACCCCAUUCACAACUGCGACCACCACCGGGAAUAUUACCAGCAAUACCUCCGAUUUUACAUAUGUCUGCUCCCCAGAAGAGCAACCUUCCGCCGGUGUCUCCAAGCUCCUCCGGUAAUAAUAGUACAGGACAGAUUGUUGGUCUUGCUCUCGUCGGGGUUUUCAUCAUUGCCUUUCUUGCUAUGGUUAUUUUCUUUUUAUUAAGGAAUAAGCGAGAGAACAACUAUUCCUCGCCCUCCCCUGGAAAAUCUAACAUAAGAGGAGCCGGUACACCAGGAGAUGUGCAUUACUUUGUAGAGGAGCCUGGUUUUGGGAAUGGAGCACAACAAGGUGGCAUGCAUAUAAGAUCUCCUUCAGAUCCGGCUCUGAGCGGUGGUCAGUUAGUUUUUACCUACGAAAAGAUUGCGGAGAUCACUAACGGGUUUUCCAGCGAAAACAUCAUAGGGGAGGGGGGAUUUGGGUAUGUUUACAAGGCUUCCAUGCCUGAUGGUAGAGUGGGGGCGCUUAAGAUGUUGAAGGCUGGUAGUGGGCAGGGAGAAAGAGAGUUCAGGGCUGAGGUUGACAUUAUCAGCAGAAUCCAUCAUCGACAUUUGGUUUCACUGAUUGGUUAUUGCAUAUCAGAACAGCAAAGAGCGCUCAUCUAUGAGUUCGUUCCUAAUGGGAAUCUCAAUCAGCACUUGCAGGGAAGUGAAUUUCCAGUUUUGGAUUGGUCCAAGAGGAUGAAGAUAACAAUUGGUGCUGCAAGGGGCCUGACAUAUCUUCAUGAUGGAUGCAACCCAAAGAUUAUUCACAGAGAUAUUAAAUCGGCAAACAUUCUUUUGGAUAAUGCUUACGAGGCACAGGUUGCAGACUUUGGGCUUGCAAAGCUAACCGACGAUGCUAAUACUCAUGUAUCAACUAGGGUGAUGGGGACCUUUGGGUACAUGGCUCCAGAGUAUGCAACAAGUGGAAAAUUAACGGAUAGAUCAGAUGUUUUCUCUUUUGGAGUUGUCCUCCUUGAGCUUAUAACUGGAAGGAAACCUGUUGAUCCAAUGCAGCCCUUAGGAGAGGAGAGUUUGGUUGAGUGGGCUCGUCCACUUCUCCUUCGUGCACUUGAGACAGGAGAAUUUGGUGAACUAGUAGACCCUAAGCUUCAACAACAAUACAUUGACAAAGAAAUGUCGAAAAUGAUUGAGGCAGCAGCAGCAUGUGUUCGCCACUCUGCUCUAAAGCGACCUCGUAUGGUUCAGGUGCUAAGAUCCUUAGACAACGGUGACCAACUAUACGAUCUUUCAAAUGGGGUGAGAUAUGGUCAGAGCACUGUUUAUAAUUCUGGUCAAUAUAAUGAAGACAUUGCAAGAUUCAGAAAGAUGGUUAAUGGAAGCUUUGAUGAUUCUGAGUUUGAUAAUCUCAGCUCAGAAUUCCGUUCAACUGUUUCAAGAGAAAUGGUUGAACUCAACUCUGCAAGCAUAUCACAUAGUCCACGAAAUAGUGAUUCACAAUUUAAAGUUUUCCACCACCAAAGGAGCCAAACCCAGAACAGGUCUUAAGGGAACACAUACUAUGAGCAUAGGCAUAGUGGAGUUCAGAAGCUGCUGGUUUUAAUCAAACUAAUUUUUCCAAACUUAAUCUCUUGAAACCAAAAAAAAUUCACCAAAUUCCUCUUCGUUAUGCCAGCAUCAUCUUCAAGAGAACCAGGCAAAGUUUUCUCUUACAAAGAUUGGAAUCAUGACCUUCCAAACUUCCCAAUCCUUACCACCAUGAAAGUUGGGAAGAAUAUAAAAGACUGUAUUCGUUUGACCUGUGCCAACCAAAAACAUUCUUUCUUUUGUACAUCUUCAGUUUUGUUGUUUUCUUUCUCCCAUUCUUUUUUUUUCCUAUAGCGGGGGAGAUUGAAAGCUUGUAAAGUACAAGUUUGUGGAGUUUACUUUUUAAUAUCUAUGUAGAUAUCUAUUAGGAAGAAUGAGUUUCUCACUGCAUUUAUGUUUUACGGCAGUGACCAGUGAACUGUUGUGAGUUGUGAAUAUGGAGCAAUUCUGAGAGAUAGUUCAAGUCAAGGUGUACCAUUCAUGCUUAUAGUCCAUUUUUUUUCUCUCGAAGUUGUGAAUUUGUAGAAAGCAAAUGAUAUUUCAAUUUAACAGAACGAUGACUUUAGCUGUUUCAUAUCAA
Messenger RNA from Vigna angularis (adzuki bean), 2895 nucleotides. RefSeq names its product proline-rich receptor-like protein kinase PERK13. The record is from RefSeq and is a predicted model, not a curated record. Gene Ontology annotation, biological process: protein phosphorylation. The transcript has 7 exons. NCBI's taxonomy places the organism in Eukaryota, Viridiplantae, Streptophyta, Magnoliopsida, Fabales, Fabaceae. Bases 105 to 2276 code for a protein of 723 amino acids. Gene Ontology annotation, molecular function: protein kinase activity; ATP binding.